AUGAGGGUUGAGACAUGUUAUUUCUGCUCGCGGCCUUGUUACCCCAGUAAAGGCAUAACCUUCGUUCGUAACGAUGCACGACUUUUCCGAUUUUGCAGGAGCAAAUGCCAUAAGAACUUCAAAAUGAAGCGCAACCCCCGCAAACUAGCCUGGACAAAAGCCUUCCGCAAAGCCUCUGGCAAAGAAAUGGUAGUCGACGGUGCUCUCGCGCUCUCGGCGCGCCGCAACGUGCCUGUGCGAUACGAUCCAGCGCUGUGGGCCAAGACCAAGGAGGCGAUUGAGCGGCAGACGGAGAUCCGGAAUAAGAGGGAGCGCGUGCAUUACAAGAACCGCAUGAAGAGCAAUACGGAGAGGCAGCGCGCCAUUGACCGGAAGCUGGUGGCCGAGAAUGAACACCUGCUGCCGAAGAUGAGGGGUAGUGAGCGCAAGAGGCUGGAGGAGGCUGGGGAGGUGGUGGAUGAGAGCGAGGUGUUGGUGGAGGAGAAGGCGAAGUUGUUUGGGAAGAUGAAGGAGAGGAGACGGGUGUUGGUUGAUGCGGGAGAGGAUGGGGAGGAGAUGGAUAUGGAUUGA
This is a messenger RNA of Lachnellula hyalina, 570 nucleotides long. It is a transcript of the gene RLP24, whose product is annotated as Ribosome biogenesis protein. The record is from RefSeq and is a predicted model, not a curated record. The transcript has 3 exons. The coding region runs from base 1 to 570 and encodes 189 amino acids. Gene Ontology annotation, biological process: ribosomal large subunit biogenesis. Gene Ontology annotation, cellular component: nucleolus. NCBI's taxonomy places the organism in Eukaryota, Fungi, Ascomycota, Leotiomycetes, Helotiales, Lachnaceae.